Saccharomyces kudriavzevii IFO 1802 is the source of this 1497-nucleotide messenger RNA. RefSeq names its product Kch1p (gene KCH1). The record is from RefSeq and is a predicted model, not a curated record. Lineage: Eukaryota; Fungi; Ascomycota; Saccharomycetes; Saccharomycetales; Saccharomycetaceae. Bases 1 to 1497 code for a protein of 498 amino acids. Gene Ontology annotation, cellular component: plasma membrane. Gene Ontology annotation, biological process: potassium ion transmembrane transport. The transcript has a single exon. Gene Ontology annotation, molecular function: potassium ion transmembrane transporter activity.
AUGUUUAACAGCGACUGGAAGUUUUCCAUUAAUUCAAAGACUUUUGACGAUCUCGACGUUGAACUAUUUCGAAACCACAAGUUCAAAACGGUGGUGGGCUACAUAAUAGGUGUUGUCGGGUGGAAUGGACUGAAAGUGGCUCUUUUCGUAUCGGAUGUUUACACAUGUAUUAAAUUACUGGCGUUUAACUCUUGGUCAAACAAUAUCAUCCAGCCAUACAUAUCUUUCAAAAUAUCCAAAUGGUUGUUUAGCGGUUGCAUUUUAGCAUCUAUCGUGCUAUUGAUAUGGGAAGCCAUUGUGGGAAUAAGGAUCUACAGGACAGGAAAUAUUUCAUUGACAUACGUUAACAAUUUUUCCAGAAACAUUAAUUCAGUGCUUGACUAUUCUAAAUUCUGCGUUUAUAAUAUGAUUGAGCGUAAGGGUUUUCGACAAAAAGUGACAUUUUUUACGUUUUUUCAAUUGAAGGACUGUAUCAGGUUAAUUUUCACAGAUACUCCAAGACAAGUCAUCAACGGCCUUACGCUAUGGUCAGUGCUCGUAACUGUCAAUAAGAACGAAGACCUAGGCGACCUGGAAUCUUUUAGUGGCUUAAUCACAAAAAUAAAGAAUAUUGGACAGACCAAUCAUGAAGAAGCAGUGAUAUUGUCGCUGAUGCUAUUUUCGUUUAUUGUUUGGGCAUUAUUUGUGUUCAAAUUUUUCCUUGCUAUCAUUUGCUCGAUUUUUGUUUAUUAUAAGAUAAUCAAUGAUCAACAAUACAGUGGGUUACGUGAGUAUAUUUGUGUCACCGUUAGUGAAAAUGUUGAUGAACUUGUUGAAAGACAAAGAAAAAAAGAAAAUGACAAUACGAUUUAUAAGACAAGCCUUCUCGAAUCUCGGACCUUUAAUGAUUUCAACGAACUGGAAAGUAGAAUCGAGCUACCAUUUAAUGAGACGUCAUAUGCCUCCAAUAACGAUUCUACGAUCGAACUAAUAGAAAGGAAGCCCGAAUGUAAAAGUCAAAAUGAGUACGGUUUUGCUCCGGCAAUGGAGAAAACGGAAACGACGGAAUCGUUUGUCGAUAAUGGCAAUGCGCAACACGCCACUAGAUUCUCCGCAAUCUUAGACACACCAUAUUUCAGUACUUAUGACAGUAAUAAUAUGAAAGAGGUAAAGGUACCAAACAGAAACUUUAUAAAUGCUCAAAAAUACGAGGAUUUGAAUUCUCUUGGUGGCAUCAGUCAAAAAUCUUCCACCAGGUCUUUGAAAUGUACAGCCUCUACCGCGUUCUGCGAGUCAUCAGAUUCAAUACCGAAUACAAUGAAAGGUUCCCAAAAGUUCAGUAGUGGCAUCAUUAGACCCAAGCCACCUCCCUUAAACACAAGUGGACUAGUAGAUUCAAAAGCUGCUUCAGAGGAUAAUCGAAGGAUUUAUACUCCGAUGAAAGCAUACUUCAGGGAAAUUGACCUUCCGAGGAAGGGUUUACUAGAAGAUGAAGAUGGUGCAUAUUACCACACGUAA